AUGUUGAUGUUGAAAGUGGUCCGUAAACUCCUAAUCAGAAGAGCAGCAUGGGUGCUGAAAUUGAGGAAAGAUGCAGAGAUAGAAUUAAGAGAACAGUUGAAGAGACAGUCACAGGCCUUCAAUGAUCAUUUGAACGAAGCGAUCAAGACGCGUGAAGAAGAAAUAGAGAGGAUUUUGACCAGGAGAUUCGACGAACAAUUAGAGGAAGAAAGGUGCAAGUUCAAAAUGCAGGUAGCCACUAUGGUAGGAAGGUUGCACGGCCUAGACGAAUCAAUUAAAGCUAGAAACGAUGCGGACGCCUCGUCCAAACAGGCCCAGGUGCUGUGGAGCGCGUGCCAGUCCCUGCUGAGGGCCGUCAGGGCGGGAUGCCCGGGUAUACCGUGGAAGGACCAGAUCAGGCCCUUGGAGCCGGAGAUCAAUGCUGUUGUGAGAGCCGCAGCUGAAAACGAUGAAUUGGUUUGUGUGGUUAUCGAAGGCAUUCCAAAGGAGGCUAAAGAGAGAGGUGUAUAUCCUGAGGACGCGCUUAGAGAGAGGUUCUUAAAGGUGGAGAAGGUUGCAAGGACGGUUGACUUAAUUCCUGCAGAAGGUGCCGCCUUACCUGUUCAUAUUUUAUCCUACAUUCAGUCAUUAUUACUAAUAAAAGCCGCCAGUCCCAUACCUAGAGCUGAGCUAAACGAUGAAAAAAUCGAUUUUAGUAAACUAUCGACAAAUGACAUUUUACAAAGAGCAAGGUAUUGGCUGGACAGAGGUGACUUUGCCCAGGCCCUCAAAUACAUGAACCUCCUCAAAGGUGCGCCGAGGUGCGUGGCCAGACAAUGGAUGAACGAAACGAGGAUAUUGCUGGAAACUCAGCAGGCGGCAAACACCCUAAUGGCGCACGCGGCCUCCAGCGGACUGAUGUAUUUAUAAACGAACCUAACCUCACUUUAGUUUGGAACAUAAUU
Sitophilus oryzae (rice weevil) is the source of this 944-nucleotide messenger RNA. Its product is annotated as MICOS complex subunit Mic60-like. Gene Ontology annotation, cellular component: MICOS complex. Gene Ontology annotation, biological process: cristae formation. The transcript is spliced from 6 exons. The record is from RefSeq and is a predicted model, not a curated record. Bases 1 to 909 code for a protein of 302 amino acids. NCBI's taxonomy places the organism in Eukaryota, Metazoa, Arthropoda, Insecta, Coleoptera, Curculionidae.